AAGUCAAGCUAUCUGUAACAUGCAGGAAGUGACGAAAUGUGACUUUUAACUCGGAGCGACAGUCGCGUUUGUAUGCGUGUCUUUGUUCUGUCGCAUAAGGAGGGUUUAUUUUGAAAUUCUUAUCCGGAAAUGGAAUACUCAUUGGCAACGAAAAAAGGGGGAGCGUCAGAGCAGUGAAAAUAUAUGGCGUCACACACGGAAUAAACAGGGAGGCAAGCAAGACUUCAAACACGUAACGCUGAGCUAAUUUCCGAGGAGAAGCCGUGACACGGUGCUGGUACACGCUGCGGACUGGCAUGGACGCCCAACAUGGGCUUUAGAGUCCUGCUGCAGGACCGAAGAGGAUGGGCCCCGCAUCCCGCUUUCUGAGGAAAUGUCUCUGGGUCGGCUCCUGCGGCGCGCCUCCUCCAAGGCCUCCGACCUCUUGACGUUUAACCCCAGCGCAUCAGGGCGCUCAGGCCUGGACGGCGAGAUCAUCUACUCAAAAAACAAUGUGUGCGUGCACCCCACUGAGUCGCUGCCGGGCCUGGCAGAGCACCACCCAGGCUACUUGUGCGUGCACGUGGAGAAGGACGAGAACCUAGGCAGCACUCUCAUUCUGACCUGGGUGCCCAACUCGCGUAUCCAACGGCAAGACGAGGAAGCACUGCGCUACAUCACGCCUGAGAGCUCACCCGUGCGACGAAACGCUCGCCGCAGAGGCAGACGGCCGCGCUCCCGCCCACCGGCUGCACAAGUGGAAGAAGAGGACGAGGAGAGGAACAUCACUUGCAGCUCCUCCGCCGACAGCCAUGCUUCGGUCGCCACCGAGGCCGGGACGGACCCCCUCUCUGCGCAGCACAAGCAGCCGCCCGCGCCCGGCGAGGAAGGUGACGAGGGAUCGUGCGAGCUGUCGGAUGAAGUGAGCCGCGACAGCACCAUGGGCUCCGACUCGGACACCUUUUCCUCGCCUUUCUGCUUGUCGCCGGUCAGCGAGGCGCUGUGCGAGAGCAGUGGCUCGGUGUUCUUGGAUAAUGACAGCAGAGAGCUUUCGGAGGAACUCAUGCAGCAUUCGGCGAGCUCCGCCUCCAGCCUGGACAGCAACGGUCAAUCGCAGGGCGCGCGCUGGGAGGAGCAGCAGAAGGUGCUGGCGCUGGAGCAGCUGUGCGGCGUGUUCCGGGUGGAUCUGGGUCACAUGAGGUCGCUUCGUCUGUUCUUCAGUGAUGAAGCGUGCACUGGCGGCCAGCUGGUGAUUGCCAGUCGAGAGAGCCAGUACAAGGUUCUACACUUUCACCAUGCUGGGCUGGAUAAACUUGCCGAAGUAUUCCAGCAGUGGAAGUGCUGCAGAGAGACGCAGAUUAAAGACCAGGUUUCUGAUGAAAAGUCCUGCAUGCAGUUUUCCAUCCAGAGAUCCACGCUACCUUCAGCCGAGAGCCACCCAGAGGAGAAGCUGUACCGGAGGCUGGAUGUCACCACUUGGUUACGGCAUCUCAAUCACAACGGCCAAGUGGAGGAGGAGUAUAAACUACGCAAGGCAAUCUUCUUCGGGGGUAUCGACCCAUCCAUCCGUGGCGAGGUGUGGCCCUUCCUGUUACACUACUACAGCUAUGACUCCACUUCACAAGAGAGGGAGGCGUGGAGGCUACAGAAGCGGACACAUUACCACGACAUCCAGCAGAGGAGGUUGUCUAUGAGCCCUGAGGAGCACAGCGACUUUUGGAGGAAGGUCCAGUUCACCGUGGACAAGGACGUGGUGAGGACGGACCGCAGCAACCAGUUCUUCAGGGGAGAAAACAACCCGAACGUGGAGAUCAUGAGGCGCGUCCUGCUCAACUACGCCGUGUUCAACCCCGACAUGGGCUACUGCCAGGGCAUGUCGGACCUGGUGGCCCCGCUCCUGACGGAAAUCCAGGAUGAAAGCGACACCUUCUGGUGCUUCGUUGGCCUCAUGGAGAACACCAUUUUCAUCAGCUCGCCAAGGGAUGAGGACAUGGAGAGGCAGCUGAUGUACCUGCGAGAGCUACUGCGUCUAAUGCUGCCUGACUUCCACCAGCACUUGACGGCGCUGGGCGAGGACGGCCUCCAGCUGCUCUUCUGCCACCGGUGGAUCCUCCUCUGCUUCAAGCGCGAGUUUCCUGACACAGACGCUCUUCGCAUGUGGGAGGCCUGCUGGGCUCACUACCAGACUGAUUACUUCCACCUGUUCCUGUGCGUGGCCAUCAUCGUCCUCUACGGCGAGGAUGUGACGGAGCAGCAGCUGGCCACCGAUCAAAUGCUGCUGCACUUCAGCAACUUGUCUAUGCACAUGAACGGAGAGCUGGUGCUACGCAAGGCACGCAGCCUCCUCUACCAGUUCCGCCUCCUCCCCAGAAUCCCGUGCAGCCUCCAUGACCUGUGUAAACUGUGCGGGCCGGGCAUGUGGGAUAGCCGCUACAUCCCUGCCGUGGAGUGUUCCGGCGAGCACCCGGACUCUCAAAGCUGCCCUUACGGGGGCACGUCCGUGCCGAGGCCCUCCUCGCCCAAGCCCUCCAGAGGUGCCAAAUCUCGAGAUAUUUUCACCUUCAGGAAACAGUCCUGAGGAGCCGAGAUCCGCGUCCAAGCCUUUCACGCUGGUGCGGGUCAAAGCUGAGCACUUGGAAUUCACUCAGAGCGAGUAAACUUUUAAAGGCUCGGUCUUCAGCUAUAUGUGCAUUUGUUUAUUAGAAGAGAAAUAUUUUUCAACACCUCUUAAGCUGUAUUAAGGCUGAGAUUUGACCCAGAUAUGUGAGGCGGAUGCGCUGACAAGAAAUCCAACGGGCUGCCAGCAGGUACCCGCCCAUAUUUAGCUGUGUUCUAUAUCCUUGCAUGUAAAGCACAAAACUAUGCCUGACUAUCUACUCGAAAGGAGUUUACACGUUUGCUGAAGAUUUUUGUUCUAUCGCAACACUUCCAGGCAGGCGGAAGCGACCCGGUGGGGCAUUCAUGUAACCCGUUUUGAUACAUGUUGAGUCUUCAUGCUGUGUUUCCACCAAGUGGUAGGUAGGUUCAGCGCUAUUGACGAUAAUAGAAGUCCAAUCCAUUUUUAACUGCUCCCAAUUCAAAUAGAUUGGACAUCUAUCGCCGUCAACGGUAGCAAAUUAAAUAUAAAUCAUUCAUGUGACAAUCAACUCCUGUUUCAUAUAAAUGUAGUGCACUCCUUUGUGUGAAUGAACAAUCUAUUCCACCAAACCAAAUUCUUAACAAUCAAUCAUUGAUGAUCAUGUUGAACUUGAAUUCCAGUACUAGAGGAUAUAGUGAUAGUGUUACGGACUGCAACAGUAAUUGAAUUCAACGAAGAUGACAAACAACAGCCGGUGUUCAGCAUUGUGUUCUUAGCUUGUGGUUCUUUCAUACAAGAACGAGACAAUAGAUCUUUAUAGCACAGCCUGGAAAAUGUGACAUUUUUCCGCUUUUCCCCCUCUGACAUGGAAUUUACACACCUGGCUUUUUUCACUACCUUAAGAGGACAGAUGUUUUUUCAGAGUGAAGGAAAUUUUACUUAGGAGUUGAUAUCUUCACUGGUUUUCCUCCCCCGACGUACAGUCUUUCCUUGUAUUUAUUUUUUUACACUUUUUGCUAACAUUUUCCUGUAAUUGCAACAUUAACACUCACACUUGAUUUUUUUCUUUUUUUUUUUUUUUUUUUU
This is a messenger RNA of Corythoichthys intestinalis (scribbled pipefish), 3643 nucleotides long. It is a transcript of the gene tbc1d16, whose product is annotated as TBC1 domain family, member 16. The record is from RefSeq and is a predicted model, not a curated record. Bases 374 to 2557 code for a protein of 727 amino acids. Gene Ontology annotation, molecular function: GTPase activator activity. Gene Ontology annotation, cellular component: early endosome. The transcript has 13 exons. Gene Ontology annotation, biological process: activation of GTPase activity. NCBI's taxonomy places the organism in Eukaryota, Metazoa, Chordata, Actinopteri, Syngnathiformes, Syngnathidae.